Messenger RNA from Pieris rapae (cabbage white), 6221 nucleotides. RefSeq names its product probable E3 ubiquitin-protein ligase RNF144A. Lineage: Eukaryota; Metazoa; Arthropoda; Insecta; Lepidoptera; Pieridae. Bases 561 to 2477 code for a protein of 638 amino acids. The transcript is spliced from 12 exons. The record is from RefSeq and is a predicted model, not a curated record. Gene Ontology annotation, cellular component: cytoplasm; ubiquitin ligase complex. Gene Ontology annotation, biological process: protein polyubiquitination; positive regulation of proteasomal ubiquitin-dependent protein catabolic process; ubiquitin-dependent protein catabolic process. Gene Ontology annotation, molecular function: ubiquitin conjugating enzyme binding; ubiquitin protein ligase activity; zinc ion binding.
GCGAACUUAAUUAAUAAUUAUAUUAUACGGAUUUCGAUUUAUUUUGUAGAAGUACUUGCCAUAGCUUAAAGUCUCAGUCAGAAUUCAGAUACGUCUUGUUUCUUGCAGUGGUCAGUGCAGUGUUUUGCUAGCGACCAAUAACUUGUUGGCGUGUGGAAGUUUGUGAUUCUGAGCUGGUUUAGAAACAGUCCUUUAUCAUUUAAUUAUUAUUUAAUUCGCUACAACUAAUAAUAGGUAACAAUAAUAAACACAUUUUCAUCUUCAUAUUGCGAAGUUUUAGAUCUCCUGACGUAGUGACAUAUCGUUUCACAAUUAGUACAGAUUCCACGGUGGAAUUUUGUGUACGUUGUGGAAAAACAUCCGUGAGGUGUAAUAAAGUGCACAGUGAAUUUGCGGUGUAACAAAAUAGUGUUAUUUGUGCAGUGUGUAUGUGAAAUAUGCUUGGUUAUAGUCUACUAAUUGGAAGACAUUUGCAAGAAAGGGAAACGAUGCCGCUUCAAGUCAAUAUAGCAACAUAAUGGCGUAUUCACAAUCGCGGCAGUCUCGUAUCGCUGCCAACGAUGUUGCGACCGGAGUCCCCUCUCGCUGACCAUCGCAGCCUCCUGCCGCGUCGGCUGCUUCCGGUCAAGGCACAGAUAGCACCCGCCGACAAAAAGAAAAACCGCCGGUCUCUCGAACUUAACCCCCCCUCCGACCACCCCACUUAUGACUAUCCGAAGCUCCUCAUCUCAAAAACCACCGAUUCCCUCAACACGGAGUGCCCUCGCAAACACUUAAAUAAACAAGAUUCGACUGAUAGCUUAAAGAGGGCGCUUCUCGCCAAAGAGGACAAAAAGCUCAAGGACGAUAAGAAAGUCGCGAAGCAGGAUUCGAGUGAAAGUCUUAAGAAGGCUCUGUUAUGUAAGCAGGACUCGAAUGAUAGUCAGAAGCGUGUGGAAGUCGAUGUUAAAUGGACGCAAAAGGAGGAAAAGAGGGAGGUGAAGCGGGGUAGCGAUAAGAAGGGGUUGUUAGAGACUGAUAUAGAUGAUACUUACAAACGGAUUUAUGAAAGGAGGACGGGAUGUGCCCGGCCUACGUUACCGCCCGUGGCAGAGAAAGGGGGGUCUGCAAAGUCUCCUAAUGGGAGUCCAAUCACUCCUGGGGUGGCGGCUGUGGCUGAAGGUGUAGUCCGGUGGGGGAGUGGGCUCCUGUCGCCAAAGGAGGAACCAAGACUUCGACCGGCCAGGAGCUGGUACGGGUAUGGGACUCUACCGUCAGAUAGUGAUAAGAUGGGAGCAGGUGCGAAUGGUCCAGGCGGUCGUCGCGCAUUGGAGCUCAUCUUGAGCGGUGGUCUGAAGUCCUUGGCUAGACAAAAUAAGCCAGUUCGAAGAGCAGCUUCAAGGGAUUCGGUGUUGUCCCAGCCUCAGCCCUUGCUCGAAGGUCUAAGAAAGUGCUCGACUGUGCUGGCUCUGACAGACCGAGAAAAGGUUCCAGAGCCGAUAAGAGCACACAACAGACUGAGGGCGCCUUCCGUCUGCUCCCGAUGCUCUUCGCUUCUGUCAUUGGCUGGUGCUGGUGGAUCUAGGUAUUCACUGGAUGGUGCAGGCGGUGGGUUCAUACCAACAGCGCCGAUUAAUUGCAUGCUAUGUUUAGAAGACGCUACACCAGAUAAAGUAACUGUGAUAGCAGGAUGUGGCUGCUCUUUCUGCACGAAGUGUAUGAAGUCAUACGUGGAAUUCGAGGUAUGUAACGGCGCUUACGAGGUGUCAUGUCCCGACGCAAGAUGCAGUACCAGCGCAGCGCUAUCUAUCGACGAGAUAUCGAAACUUGUUAAUAGCAAUCUCCUGGAGAAGCAUAUUAAGUUCCGGAUUAAUCAUGAAGUGGCAAUGGACGCGAUGCGUGCUUUCUGCCCGCGGCCAGGCUGCGAUACAAUAGUGCAGGUGCGAGCAGCAAGUCCAGCUCAUUGUCCCAACUGCAAACAUGACUUCUGCUCGCAGUGCAAUCAGGAGUGGCAUGGCGGAAUUACCUGCGAAGCGGCGGCUGCAUCUUCAUCAAUGGGAGGCGCCGGUGCACCCUUACUUGCUGACUCUGAAUUGAUAAAACUCUGCCCUAUGUGCCGAGUGCCCAUCGAAAAGGAUGAAGGCUGUGCCCAAAUGAUGUGCAAGCGAUGCAAACACGUCUUUUGCUGGUAUUGCCUGGCCUCUUUAGAUGACGAUUUCCUCCUGCGCCACUACGACAAAGGGCCGUGUAAAAACAAACUAGGCCACUCUCGCGCAUCAGUUUUGUGGCAUCGCGCUCAGGUAGUGGGUAUAUUUGCUGGUUUCGGUUUGCUGCUGCUAGUUGCUAGUCCGUUGCUGUUGCUGGCUGCGCCGUGCAUUGUUUGCUGCAAAUGCAGAUUAUGCAAUCCAAAUACAAAGAACUUAGAAGAGGUGGACGAAAUCGAAAGCAUCAGUCCCGCCCGAGAAGACGAGGACAGAUCGCGGUAUCUCGCCGAAUGACGGUUUUAAACAUAUUAAUAAAAAGUUUUAAAACUACCCUCACUUUACAUACCAGUACAAGCAACUGCGGUUACAUGUGUUUGCGUGGCUGCGGUUUUUUCCCGCUAUUGUAAAAUCAAAAAUAUUUAUUGUAUAUGUUUAUCAAUUACAUUAUAUACUUAAAAUCGACUGCAUUUAACAAAACAUUGUACGCAAAAAAAAUUUUUUUUUUCGUUUUUUUUAAUUAUUGUCACGUGGUAUUGCGGUUAACCGCAGGCGGGAAAAAAUGGGAGUUUCUGUUAAUUUGAAUAUUGCUUAAAUAUCUUGGAAAGUGUUUUUUUUAGUCAGUCGAUUUUUGUGUCAGAAAAUGCGAUGGUAUAAAUUAUUUAUUGACUAUUUAAGAUCUCGGUAAAAGAUGUACUUUACUAAUAGACAUACAAUUGUACAUAUGUAGAUUAUGUAAGAUCUAAAAUCUAAUUUAGAUGAAUCAUCGAAAAGGCAUUUUAAAACUUAAAAAUAAUUUAUUUAAGACGCAAGGUAUCUUGAAAAAAAUCCUGAAAAAAAUAGUUAUGGUAGCAAAUAAUGCCUUAAAUUUAAAAGAAACAAAACUUCAUUAAAAAAACUUAAAAAGCUGUGAUUUAAACACGCUUUUUUUGUGGUAACAUUAUCUGAAGAAAGUCUGAAUAUAAUUUAAACUCAAAAGUUUCUAUUUUUUGCUAAAUAUCGAUAGAUUGAUAAAGCAAUUUGUGUGAUCACAAAAAAAAGAAUUUCCGUCUAAAAUCGGUUAAGUAGUUUUCGAGAUGUUCACGCAUUCAAGAAACAAGCAAAUGCGUUGUAGGUAUAUAAUAUAAGUAUUCAAGACGGUUUAUUUUUUUUUAAUUCAGGGUACAAAUGUCGCUUUGUUUUGAAGUUUGUUUCUUUUAAAAAAAAUUGUUUUGCUAUCAGCGCAACUACUAGGGGGUAUUGUACUGAAAAUAUUAUAUUAACCUUUAUGCGGUGAACUCAACACUGCCCAAGGUGUCAAACUAUAAUAACGUCAUCGAAAGAUGGCGCUGGCAUUUUGUCUUAGUACAAAAGAUUUAAUUAAUAGGGAUGGCUUUCGUAUAUGCUAUUCGAUGGGGUUCGAUUUCCAGCGAAGUAUUUCUGGAAUUUACUAACGCACUUUAUCAAUGAUAGACUAGAUUGUCCCAUGCCCCAUUUGUAAACAGCUACGAUCAACAACGGCAAUCCUAAUUUGGGAAAAUCGUAUUUUUUUACGGUUCGGAUGAUUUAAAAAAAUCAUCCAACUUGUAGCAAUUGUCAUUUUGCCGGGUUUUAGUCGUACCAUAAAGAUUUUUAUAUAAAAAAAAUAUCGGUUAUAAAUUGAUUGAUAUAUAAUUUGGAAGUUAUUAGAUCAUAUUAUAGAACUUCAAAUAGUCUGCAGCAACAUCUCACGGCAGUUUCAGUAAAAAAUACUAGUCUCAGGGUUCCCAUCUCCUUACCAUAAUUUAAUUACACCUUUUUCAUAUGAAAUGAUGAAGUAAUGUUCGCGCAUGUUUACUAAGAAAACUUAAAUUUUCUAUGAUUUACACAAGUACUUAAAUAAUGUAAUAAUAUAUAUUAUAAAAACUUCUGCGCAUCUAAUCAAUGGCCAUUAAUUAGCAUCAUAUAGAAUUUGGUUAUGUAUUUCAUACAUAUAUAUUACGUUCAUUUUUUUCCUUACUAGGGUUUCCUGGAAAAGAUUGCUUGUUGGCAAUAAGACCAAUUAUCCCUUAUAAUUUUACUAAAUAGAAAUAAAAAUAUACUUACAGUCCUCUACGCCUAAUCACUUGCGGAUGUGUGUGUCUUUGGGUGUUUGACGAAUUUCACUAGUAAUUUAUUCGUAGAUGUUUUUAUUAUUUGACUGAGUUAGUAAAAUGAGACUGAGUAAAGUUUUGUUGGAAUAUUCUUCAAAUGUAAAUGUUCACUCUGACUUUCAUAUAGCCACAAACAACUAGAUACGCGCCCUUCAUUAAUUUAACAACCAGAUUGGAUGAAUUUGUGGGUAGUUUUGAGGGUAAAACCAUGGAAUAACAAAUUCUUACUGAGCCAAUAAAAAUACAAUAUACAUUUAAAUAAAAUUAAUUGUAAUUAUUGUAACAGUUCUUUAAGAGGAAACCGAUUCGACUAUAAAUCACAAUUGUGCUUACCUGAUCUCGUUCGUACUUAUUUAUUCAGGCCUUGACUGAUACCUUGAUUUGCCUAAAAUAUCCCAGUCCUUUAUAAUAGGGUUCAAAUAUUACUACAUUUUUUUCUCAAUAUUGGAGUACGCAAUAAAUUCAGUAUAAACCCAUGAAUCACCAUCACAAUUCUUAAUCAAGGUAUUAGUUUUGGUUGGUAAAUUAGGACAUUGCUACAAUCCACAAACCUUGGAGCAUAAACUUCAUACUACAUAAUGGAGAAGUCUCUUCCUUGGUAUAAAGUCUAUUUACAAAAAUGUUUUUAAUAUAUGAAACUUAUUUAACCCCAAUAUUUCCAUACAAAUUGCGCUUAGCGUACAUAGAAUAGUUUUAUUGUAAUACUAAUGUAAUUGUGUGAUUUAUGAGAGUAUUUAUUCUACAGUGAGCAAAAUAGUAUAUAUUUAAAGCAAUAAAAAUUAUUUUGAUCACUGAUUAUGUCUUAGGUUCGUUUUACAAGACUACUCAAAUAUAGAACUAGAUGAAAUUGUACCGACAUUUUUAAUCUGUUAUUUUUGUUUACUAAAUAAUAUAUUUUUUAAAUUAUAUUUGUUGUUAAUACAUGGUAUGUUUACUGCUGCAACAAAUGCAAUUUAAUAGGCGUUAGUUUCUUUAAGAAAUAAAAGAAUGAAGGGUUUGUUUUUAAUUUUGGAGAUCAAGUUCAGGUUUGAGAAAUGUUUUGUAAACCGAACGUAAAGUGUGCUAAGUGUAACUGCAAUGCAGUGAGAAUCAAUUCAAAUAUUUACACAUUAUUUUUCUAAUCACUUGAAUAAAAACAAAUCAUUGUAACACACUGCUUUCCAUGUGUGCGCUCACAAGAGCCUUAACAAUGUAAUUAAAUCUAAUAUUUAUGUCUUAAUGUAAAUAAUAAUUGUACUUAAUAUGAGGUUCGAUGUAAUGGAUUCACUCUCUCAAAAUUCAAAUCUUUUAUUUUGAGAAUGAAGUGGAGGGUAGUUCAUAAACUCCUGUAUAAAUGUGGGUAGUUUCUUAUAAGCAGAAACUAAAUAAAAAGCAUUUGCACAAUUGUAUGAUAAAACACUGAUAGCCAUUUCAUUUAGUCUUGGUGAUUAUAUGUUAAAUCCUUACAUUAUCAAAGCCCAUAGUAACCCACAAGUUUAUCAUCUAUUUCAAAAUGGUAUAACAAUUCUAACCCUUAGUCAUUACAAACGACCCUCGUUAGCUUGUCGUAGCAAGCUAGAGAAGCAUUUGUAGAAUUAUCCAGGAAUGUCUAUAGGUUUUAGAUGUAAGGUUAAGUUAAGUUCUCAAUAUUGACUUUGUUUACGUCCAUUUUGAUUUUUUUAUUGCUUUACAUCUGUGUUGACUACAAAUAAUAGUGGAAACUGGAAAGUUGAAUUUGUAUGGACACAGAUAUGUAUAGCAUUUAAUCUUAAUAAUGUCCUUUAGGAAUCCUAAGUGCAAUCACUUUGGUCCUUUUAGUUUCUCAUUAUUUUGUAUAUAUGAAAGAAAAGAUAUUUUUUGUUAUUAAUAUUUGUAAAUGUAGUUUUAUUUUGUUGAAAGAAUAUUAACUUUCUGUUGAUAGAUAUAAUAAAGAAUUUUUGAUGACUCUAAA